Molecule: messenger RNA, 357 nt
Organism: Geosmithia morbida
Lineage: Eukaryota; Fungi; Ascomycota; Sordariomycetes; Hypocreales; Bionectriaceae
Exons: 2
Coding region: 1-357 (118 amino acids)
Source: RefSeq, a predicted model, not a curated record
AUGUGUUACUUUGAGCAGACUCGAUGGGCAUGUGGCUACUGGCGCUGGGGCCACUUCCGUCAGCAAUGCAACAAGGAAUACCGUAUGGGCGAGACGUGCGGACUCAAGCUCGUCUACGAGACGAGGGAGGAGCCGGGAAUGUGCAAGCUUUGCCUCGAGAUUGAGAAGAAGCAGCGCCGCUAUGACAAGAUGUUCCGCAACGUCGAGCGAUGGCAGCGCGAUGGAAGCCUUCCUGCCACCGUCGAGCGCACGUGUGGCGAGAUGGAUGAAGUGCUCGCCCAGAUCAACCAACGCAAAGAAGAGCAUCUCCAGAGGCUACAAUCCCUCGGUCAGCCAACCACCCCCUACCUCGUGUAA